AUGAUUGCUCAUCUGUACGCGUAUACCACAGACCAUGAUCACGACAUUGAGCAGAGCCCUUUCACGGGCACCCUUGACUACGUCUUUGCAGCAAAGAACGCCCCUUGCCUCGACUAUUCCAUCGCUAGUAUUCGCCGCGAAAUAUUCACGUCUGAGUCGUACAGCGCCGACGGCAGGAGAUGCUCACCCCACGUGGCGCGAUGCAAUGAUCGACAACUCUAUCUACACGACCUCUGCACCGGUAUUUUCCGCGACACGGGCGACUACUGGCUCAGCACGGCACAGAUGAUCGAAAUCGGGCCCGGGAGCAAGGCACAACCCUUGCAUGCCGAUGCGGCCGCCUGGUGGCCGUUCCUCAGCAUGGGUGGCCGCUGGAUGCCCGAAGUAGCCGUCAACUUCCUCAUCGCCGCCACAGACACGACAAGUGCCAACGGCGCCACGGGUGUCGUGGAAGGGAGUCACAAGAUCAAUUACUCAGAGGCGCUGGCCGAUCCGACGUUCGACUUCUGGAAGUUCCCCGACGACAAGGUCAAGCAGGUCGAGCUGAAAGCUGGCGACUGUCUGCUUCUUGGCGGACGCAUUGUGCAUCGCGGAGAGGCGAACCGAACCGCCGAUGAGCGCAGAAGGCUUCUCAGCUGCACAGUCACAAGCUCUGUGCUAACACCUGAGGAGGCGCACCCGUUGAUACUUGAUAAGGACGUGGUUCGGGGGCUUCCGGAGCGGGUGAAGAAGUUUCUGGGUUUCCGAGGGCAGAGUUCUAUAUCGGGAUACAAAUUCUGGCAGGACCAUAGGACAGACCUAAGCCAGACUCUGGGGCUUUGA
This is a messenger RNA of Verticillium alfalfae VaMs.102, 822 nucleotides long. Its product is annotated as Fum3p. The record is from RefSeq and is a predicted model, not a curated record. Bases 1 to 822 code for a protein of 273 amino acids. The transcript is spliced from 3 exons. Lineage: Eukaryota; Fungi; Ascomycota; Sordariomycetes; Glomerellales; Plectosphaerellaceae.